This is a messenger RNA of Hydractinia symbiolongicarpus, 1238 nucleotides long. Its product is annotated as apoptosis regulator Bcl-2-like. Lineage: Eukaryota; Metazoa; Cnidaria; Hydrozoa; Anthoathecata; Hydractiniidae. Gene Ontology annotation, biological process: intrinsic apoptotic signaling pathway in response to DNA damage; extrinsic apoptotic signaling pathway in absence of ligand; regulation of apoptotic process. The record is from RefSeq and is a predicted model, not a curated record. The transcript is spliced from 2 exons. Gene Ontology annotation, cellular component: mitochondrial outer membrane. Gene Ontology annotation, molecular function: protein heterodimerization activity; protein homodimerization activity. The coding region runs from base 222 to 782 and encodes 186 amino acids.
UAAAGGUUGAACGUAGUAGGUAGUACUAUAAGAAAAAAAACAAAAAAAAGUUCAAACUUAUAUAUUAUAGGAAAGAAACUUUUCGAAAGAACUUAAAGUUUUCUGACUGUUGUUGUAAUAUAUAUCGACACUUGACUAUCGACGUACAAUCUCGCGCUACGGUAAAGAGAGUUGGUUUAUUUCUAAAGUGGUUAAAUCUAAAGACAGAGUUUUCACAGAUAAUGACAGAGAAAAUCGAAUUUGACGACACUGGAAACGCGAAUAAUACCCCUGAAGGUAAAAUCGCUAGAGAAGUCGCAUCGCAAUACAUUGCCAAGAAAGUAGGCAAGCCAAUAAAGAACAUAGCACUGCGAAAAGAAGUCGAAAUAAUGUUGAGACUGACCGAUGAAAUAGAUAAUAUGUACGACUUAGCCAACAUGUGUAAUCGCUUGAAUGUUAGCAACGAAAACGCUCAUUACGUGUUUAUGGAAAUCGCUGAAGAAAUAUUUCAAGAGGGAAUAAACUGGGGAAGAAUUAUAGUUUUAUACGCAUUUGCUGGCAAAUUAGCGCAACAUUUUAAAAGAACAAAUAACGAACAACUUGUUGAUAAAGUAGGCAGUUGGGUUGGAACUGCUGUUUCUAAAAAAUCUAUGUGGAUACGGGACUGCGGACAUGGAUGGACUGGAUUUAUUCAGGCAUUUGGUGAAUCAAAAGGUGAGAAUGAAAACAAUUGGUUUCAAGGUAUGUUUGCGGCUACCAUUGGCUUUGGUACUCUUGCAGCAGCGAUGCUAAUCAAAAGCUAGAUGUCCAACAUUAAAGGAUCACAUUAAUGACAUCUUUCGUCAUCUCUUGGUUAUUCUUCACACUGUUGAUAAUGCCGGUGGAAUGUCAAUUUUACAACAUUCCGUAAGUUGAUAUUACUGGCAUGUGGACAAAAAAACAUGUUGAUCGAUACGUUUUGUAUGGUCAUUUUCUGUUAGCUAAAAGCUAUUGCCUGUAACCGCGUAAUUGUUUGGUCAUAAUGGUAACACUAUAGCUAAAAGCUAUUGCCUGUAACCAUUUAAUCGUUUGGUCAUAAUGGUAACACUAAAUUCUAUCCUACUUCUUGGCAAUAAGAAAAGCAAAGAAGAUAUUUAUUUCUUUACUAUAUUUUAUUUAUAUCUUGUAAAAAUGUCGAUAAGAGAAUAUUGUAAAUAUGUUUAUUUUAAUAAAUACAGAUGUUUUUUAGUUCAAAUAAAAGAUCAGAUAAUUUAAAAAUA